ACUAUAAAACCCCACUAGUCCACCUCUUAAUCACAAGUCCACUAGAGGAGACAGAGAGAGAGAAAAAGCAUGGCGAGAUUCACGGUGUUGAUUGCGGCAGCAGUACUUGCUUUUCUAGUGGCAGCGCCGGUGCCGGAAGUGACGGCGAAGAAGUAUUUAGUUGGCGACAAAAAGUUUUGGAAUCCAGACAUCAACUAUGACACCUGGGUUCAGGGAAAGCAUUUCUACCUUGGAGAUUGGCUCUAUUUCGUGUACUACAGAGACCAACACAACAUUCUUGAAGUAAACAAGACCGACUACGAAAGAUGCAUCUCCGACCAUCCUAUCCGAAACUAUACACGUGGAGCUGGGAGAGACAUUGUCCCUCUCAAUGUCACCAAACAGUACUAUCUACUUGACGGAAGGGGUGGUUGUUUUAAAGGCAUGAAGCUCACUGUUACAGUCGAGAAGCUUCCCCCUCCACCCAAAUCUGCCCCUGUCAAGCAUUAGAUCUGUUUCCAUUACAAGAGUUUCAAAGCAUCAGCUGGUUGUUAUCCUCUUUUGUUGUGAUAUUCAUUUUCCAUGAAUGAUCUUGUUUCAUUAUAAUGUCAUCUUGUUUCGUAAGACCUAAAUUUUAAACGCCUAAAAAUAUGGAUAUACCAUAUAACAAAAUGAUUUCACUGUUAAACACGUA
Messenger RNA from Brassica oleracea var. oleracea, 673 nucleotides. Its product is annotated as lamin-like protein. Gene Ontology annotation, cellular component: plasma membrane. Lineage: Eukaryota; Viridiplantae; Streptophyta; Magnoliopsida; Brassicales; Brassicaceae. Gene Ontology annotation, molecular function: electron transfer activity. The transcript has 2 exons. The record is from RefSeq and is a predicted model, not a curated record. Bases 70 to 489 code for a protein of 139 amino acids.